Molecule: messenger RNA, 1665 nt
Organism: Daktulosphaira vitifoliae (grape phylloxera)
Lineage: Eukaryota; Metazoa; Arthropoda; Insecta; Hemiptera; Phylloxeridae
Exons: 8
Coding region: 147-1385 (412 amino acids)
Source: RefSeq, a predicted model, not a curated record
UUUAAUGAUAAAUUAAUGUUGAUUUAUUAUAACAAAUUAAUUAUCUAUUAAAAAAUGAGUCCUCGAAAUAAUCGGUUAAGUACAUGUUAAUAAAUCGAAUAAUUCAUUACACCUAUUAGUAAUCCAAUAAUAAUUAUUUGAACAAGAUGUGGUCGCUAGUUCUAAUAUUCAUUGUGACUAUUACAUAUAUUUUAUUUUUUUCUCCUAUUCGUUUUCGAAACAACAGUGGACCGUUUUUCAUUUUUUACAAAUUACCAGGACCUUUAUAUCCCUUAAAGUAUAUAUUCUAUUAUUUAUUUUUUACUAGUGUUAAAAGUCUUUUACAAUAUUUCGAUUACCAUACAAAGCACGGAAAAACUUAUGAAAAUGAUGGACCACAUAAGUUAGGAGACACUCUCGGUUAUGAUGCAACUUGGUUUGGUGGUACCAAUUCUGAUGGCCAAUGGAUUUUGUUUUCUAUUGAUCGGAGAAGUGAUCAUAAAAUGUCCUUAGGAUAUGUCUGUCUGAAAAUUCCUGGAAUCGGAUUUAUGGCAACUUCCGUAUUAGAAGAUACUUUAGUUAAGAGCAAACAUAAUUUUACUUUGGAUAAAUCCGAUGCAACUAUGAAUAUUCCUUUGCGAAGUUGGACAUUUCAAUUUGAAGGAGAAAUGGUUUUUGUUGACAACCCAACAAAAAGCACCUAUGUAAUAAUCAAUGGUCAAUGGCAAAGCACAAAUGAAGUUUGGUUACUCAAUCGAGAUUGGAGUAGUGAGUUAUUUGCUGAAUCAUUUGCUCUAGAAAAAUUCAACACAUUUGUGAAAGCAAUUUUAAAAAAAUCAAAGACAAACGAAGUUGUUCAUUGGGAACAGAUUGGAAAAAUAAAUGCUGAGGUAAAUAUCCAUGGAACGACAGUCGAAAUUAAAAAUAUCAUGGCACUUAAAGAUAGAAGCUUUGGUGCAGUAAGAGAUUAUUCAUUGAUUCACAGAUAUGUUAUGUUUAUGAUGUUUUUAAAUAAUGGUCAAUGUGUUGUGUUUUGUGCUGUUUGUAGCAAAACUUCUCUAUCACGCCUAUUUUAUGGAUAUAUGAGUAAUGAAAAUGGUAGAAACAUUAAUAUUGACUGGAGUGAUUUUAAUAUGUACCAAACUGGAGAGAAUGGUAGGACUCCCGAAGAAAUAAAUUUUAUAAUAAGAAUUGAUAAUCAGUUUCACUCGAUUGAAAUCAAAUGUACAAAUCAAAGAUGGUUUUCAAUUGAAAAAGAAAAUAUAACAAGAAAUGAACAGUUUGCACAGUGUCUCUUUGACGAUAUACCAGGAAAAUGUUUUAUUCAAUGGCAAUAUAGCAAAGAAUCGUUAAGAAAAACAAAACUUAAUAACUUUGAUUUUGAAAGUCAGGAUAGUAAAAAAUAAAAUUUAUAAUUUAACAGAUUUAACAGAUUUACUCUUGUAUUGAAAUUAUUAAGUACAUGAAUAUAUUUCACACAAAAUUAACUAUUUUUGUACACUAUUCUAAUUUAUCACAGUCUAAGAAUUAAAAUUGUUGUUUUUUUUUAUGAAUAUUAAUAGACACUUUUUAGUCAUAUAUGAAAGUCAGUAAUUUAAAAAUAAUUGUUUAAAAAAAUUAAUUUUUGAGCUAUAUUAACAUUUGUCACUAGAUAUAGUAAUUAAAAAUAAUUUUAGGCUAUUAAAA